This is a messenger RNA of Psilocybe cubensis, 561 nucleotides long. RefSeq lists its product as uncharacterized. The transcript is spliced from 7 exons. The record is from RefSeq and is a predicted model, not a curated record. The coding region runs from base 1 to 561 and encodes 186 amino acids. Lineage: Eukaryota; Fungi; Basidiomycota; Agaricomycetes; Agaricales; Agrocybaceae.
AUGUCCAACGACGCAGUCGACAAAGAGACUGAACAAGUCCACGAAUGGCUUCGCCAACACGGCGUCUCAGAUGAUCUUCAUGAAUUUUCAGGGGAUCCAGUGAGCAAACUCCAAACGUGGGACCUGCAAAUUGAAGUCCCGGUGGACUUUAUCUGGAUCGGGACAUCACCGUUGGCAUACGUGGGGGCAACAAGAAAUGUCAGUGCAUGUCAGUGCAUCUGUGACAUGGGGACAUCGAAAUACUUACUAGAAAUCCGCACCCCAAGCCAAGGCCAAUACCAAAGCAUUGUUGCGCCUGCAGCCAAGGAUGAUCCCAAAUCAUUAAACUCCGAGACCUGCCCCAUACGUGGAUGGCCAAACGGAAGCGGAGGACAAAUUGGGACUAUAUCUGGGAAUCUUCUCCCUGGGAUCACUUUGGCUGUUGGUUACGAUGUUGCUUCGAUGCAAGGAACCAUCAGAACGUAUCUUGCGGAGGGACCCAAUCCGAAAUGGCUGGAGCUUGAUGUGGACCUUCGUGUAUUCAACCGCGCAGUCAAAGAGAAAGGCGUCCAGACUUCCUGA